Molecule: messenger RNA, 2773 nt
Organism: Dendrobium catenatum
Lineage: Eukaryota; Viridiplantae; Streptophyta; Magnoliopsida; Asparagales; Orchidaceae
Product: protein SUPPRESSOR OF FRI 4
Exons: 7
Coding region: 128-1102 (324 amino acids)
Cellular component (GO): nucleus
Molecular function (GO): DNA binding
Source: RefSeq, a predicted model, not a curated record
CCGCUAGCGGUAAAACAAGAACCCUAGAAUCGAAGAAAGAUACGCUCCAACUCCGCGGCUUCGAGCGAGAGUGGUGAAGGAGAGGAGUGAUAAAGGAGGAAAAACCCUAGUUUUGUUAAGCCGAUCCAUGGGGAAGAAGAAGAAGAGACCCUCGAAGGUUUGGUGCUACUACUGUGACCGCGAGUUCGACGACGAGAAGAUACUCGUACAGCACCAGAAGGCCAAACACUUCAAAUGCCAUGUAUGCCAUAAGAAACUCUCAACCGCCGGCGGCAUGGCCAUACAUGUACUCCAGGUUCACAAGGAAAGCGUCACCAAAGUUCCUAAUGCUAAGGCUGGCAGAGAAUCAACAGAAAUUGAGAUAUUUGGCAUGCAAGGAAUUCCUCCUGACAUCUUAGCAGCGCACUAUGGAGAAGAGGAGGAUCCCUCAUUGAAGAUGCCAAAGAUUGAAGUUCCCUCUGCAGGGCUCAUGAGUGGAGUGGUGCCAAGAUCAGUUGGUAUUGGGUUCCCUCCAACUUAUGGUGCUGUACCACCAGUUUAUAAUCCAGCAGCACUGCCAUUGCAGCCUCCAAGCUGGCCUAUGCAACCGCAGCCGCAAUCCUGGUUUCCAUCAAACCCAGUGGCAUUGGUACCCCCUCCACCUGCAGGUCUGGCACAACAGCCUCUGUUUCCUGUCCAGAAUGUGUCGACUUCUUUGACGCCUACCACAACUGUACUUCAACAAUCAUUUCAAGUUGCACCACCUGGUCUACCUUCAUCAACGCCCACUCCAUUACCCCAACCACUCUUUCCGAUCAAUAACUUAAGUGCACCAGAUGUCAAUUCCAGUUCUAGUAAUGCUUCAACAACUGGCUAUAAUACUCCAAGCAACCAAGGUGGCGGGACUUCUUAUACCAGCUCUCAUAUGUAUGCAUCUGGUCCAAAUACAAGCGGACCUUCUAUUGGUCCUCCUCCUGUGAUAUCCAACAAAGCUCCUGUUCCUCAACCAGCUAUCAAUGAAGUGUACUUGGUUUGGGAUGACGAGGCUAUGUCCAUGGAGGAAAGAAGAAUGUCGAUGGGGAAGUAUCAGGUUCAUGAUGAAACUAGCCAGGUAAGUUUUUAAUUCACCCUUGUAUUCAUUGAAAUGGAUUUGCUUGUUGGUCGGCAGAUCCAAAUGAUGGAUAGGAAAAACAAAGCUAUCUCCAGGUUUUUUCUCACAAGUUUUUCAAAGAUAUGUAUUGAUGAGAUCAUCCAUGAUACCAUAGUGCUAGGAAGCACGGACACUUUCAAAUACCUUGUGUUUGUGGUGGACAUAGACAUGCCUCCGAUACGCCCCGCAUGCUUAAAAAUGUGUUAAAAGUGUUUAAAGACAAAAAUAUGUUAAUGACACAAGUUAGAGAGAGCUUAACACACAGUAAGGCCACAUGCUUGACAGAUGGCCCAUUCAUGAGAUAUGAAUGCACCCACAAAAUAUGUGACAACUCAUAAUAAUUAAUGAAUGUUGAUGUUGGAGUUUGUAACAAAUGAUAAUCAUCACAUGCAAUGAAAUAUUUAUUUUAUUCUUUAUAAUUUUUGUUUUUCUUUUGAUAUCACUAAACUUGUUUUUUGGGUGAAGUAUAUGUAAAAUAAUAUAAAUCAAAUAUUUUUUAUCAAUAAUUCAAAAAAUAUAUCAUUGUGGCAAUGGCAUGUCAUGUGCUACUUUUUACAGUGCUUUUGCACCGCUGUGGCCAUGUUGUGUUCGUGUCCGUGCUUCAUAGACACAGAAAUAAAUGCUUAUUUACAUUAUGAGUGUACGACAUGACAUACGGAUCUAUAUCCAGCAUGAGGUUAGUGAAAAUGGUCAAUUGCUCUUAUGUGCAUCUGUUUAACAAUCAUCCACCCAUGAUGCUACUGCUAGCUUUUUAACUCCACAAAUCUAACGAAGCUUGUGUUGCAUUUCACCGGAGGAUUCUCUCACUCUAUACCACCAUUUCUCCAUUUGAAAAUCUGUAUGUAAUUUACUUAUUUAGAUUUCAUUGCUUCUUAACAAGCAAGGGGAUCUGGUUGGAAGAAGGUUUUUAUUUUUGUCAGGCUUUUGCCAAUCCUUAGGUAUCUUUUCUUUGUUAUCUGUUUUUGAUCAGUGUGCGACCAGGCUUUUUACAGGUCAGCUUUCAUUCAGCCAGCAAGUUUUGCUAUAUCCCCUGCUUAAAUUGAUGAAUUCUUCUCUUAAAUUCACUCUUACUGAACCAAGAUCUGGUUUCAGUUCUUAUCUGAUCCCGUUAUUGUCAUAUUUUUCCCAGAUGAACUCGGUUAAUGCCGCCAUUGAUAGGAGGAUUUCUGAAAGCAGACUUGCAGGCCGAAUGCCAUUCUAGUUUUUCUUCACUUCAGAUUUGGUUAGAUUUGUUCCGUACUGGGAAGCCAUCGAUCAUCAUCAAAGACUCAAAGUGCCUUUGUGAUUGUUCAAUUCAAAUCACUUUUCAGCUGAGGAAUUCAGGUGCUGUUGUCUAUCCAGUGACAUUUUUUUUUCCCCUUGAAGGCUCAUUUAAUUUCUACUGAUAUUGUGUUGAUGCAUUCUUCAAAUGAAAAUCUUUUGGUUAGCUUCAAUAUCACUUUCUGAUCAUGGAGUUAGAUAAGGAGUGGAUAGAUUUCGGUCAAUAGAGUUUCUGAAAUUGAAUCAGGCAGUGAUGCCUUUAUUGAUAGUUUAGGAUUUCACCUACUCUGUUGUAAAAACCAGUUAUCUUUUUCUUGGGAUCAAAUUUAUGAAUUGUGAUUCUAAAUUGUUCUGAAAUAGUUUAUGGUUCUUAUUUGUUGAUCA